Messenger RNA from Rotaria sordida, 834 nucleotides. The record is from the annotation of a GenBank genome assembly. Lineage: Eukaryota; Metazoa; Rotifera; Eurotatoria; Philodinida; Philodinidae.
AUGACAACAGAUUUAAUUAGUUAUUCUUUUCAAACAUGGUUCAGUGCAUUGCUUGGAGCGGCUGUUGUUGGCUGUAUUGGUCUUUUACCUAUUUUUAUUGUUCCUAAUGAACAAACUAAAAAAGAUAAACCUUAUUUGGAAUUAUUAUUAAGUGUAGCCGUAGGUAGUCAAUUAGCUGAUGUAUUUCUUCAUCUAUUACCUGAAGCAUUUGCUCAUCCACAUGCUUCUUCAGUGAAUAUUGGUCUUUGGACUUUAAUUGGUUUAUUUGUUUUUUUUCUUAUUGAACAAAUCUUUCCAGAAGAUGAAGAGGAUUCGUCUCAUGAAAAAUUAACACAAAAUCAAUCAUCAAUGAAUGAAAACAAAAUUGUAAUAUCAACAGAGCGAAAAAUCAAAACUACGGGUUAUUUAAAUUUAUUAGCUAAUUUUAUAGACAAUUUAACACACGGUGCAGCCAUAGGUGGAGGUUUUGCUAUAAGUCCAUUGGUAGGAAUGACAACACUUGCAGGAAUUGUCAUUCAUGAAAUUCCUCAUGAAAUGGGAGAUUUUGCUAUACUUUUACGAUCAGGUUUCAAUCGUUGGGAAGCUACAAAAGCUCAACUUGUUACUGGUUUAGGAGGAGUUUUAGGUGCUUCAAUUGCACUUUAUUAUUCUAGUUCAGUUCACAGUACUUUAUGGGUAUUACCCUUUACUAGUGGUGGUUUUCUUUAUGUAGCUCUUGUUAAAACAGUACCUGAUUUGUUAAAAGAAACCGAUUUAAUACAUUCAUUUCGACAAUUCAUCGGCGUUCUUGGAGGACUUUGUAUUAUAUACUUUGCUGUUCUCUAUAUAGGCUAA